Molecule: messenger RNA, 951 nt
Organism: Saccostrea echinata
Lineage: Eukaryota; Metazoa; Mollusca; Bivalvia; Ostreida; Ostreidae
Exons: 4
Coding region: 123-776 (217 amino acids)
Source: RefSeq, a predicted model, not a curated record
UCCCCUGCACAUGACCAACAUGAUUUCAGAGAUAAGGAGGAAUUUCACGUGUUAGUACAUAUGGUCUGUAUACUAAUGAUUUAUGUAAGAACCAAAGAGUAUAUAUUAGUCCAAUACCAGAAAUGGGAAGGUCACUGUAUAUCGUAAUUGCAGAGAGCAAGAAGUUCAAAAUGAUCAGAAACAUAAUUUGUGUAUGCCUUUUUGCUGUGAAUUUAACAUCGGCUUUUCUCAUUGAUACUUUUCUUGGAUCCGCCGUCCAACCUGUACCAGCGCUUGAUGUUCAAAAAUAUUUAGGAAGAUGGUUCCAGAUGUAUGGUAGUCAGUCUAUUUAUGCUACUUUUGAACGAGGUGCAUACUGCGUCACUGCUGAUUACACACUGACAAACGAUGGAUCGGGUCAUAUCACGGUCUUGAAUUCUGAGCGCCUCAACUCUGCCACUGGACCGCUGAAGGUAAUUCACGGAUAUGCUACUCCUAGUGGCACCCCUGGGAAACUUUCAGUUCAUUUGGAGACUGUUAUAUUUGACGCCCCUUAUUGGGUGAUCAAGCUUGGGCCAGCUACAUAUGGAAGUGAAAAUAAAUACCAAUACGCUGUAGUCAGCGACAACGUCAAGGCCACACUCUUCGUCCUCGCCCGUGACCCGGAAGUGUUUAAAAGAGACUAUGAGGCUGAAGUUCUUCAAUUUUUAAAGGAGAAGGGUUUUACAACGAUAGUUAACAAACCAGUAAAAACUUACCAUGAAAGUGAUUGUACAUAUAAUGAUCAACACCAAUAGAUAAUUAAGUGCUAUAAAAGAACUUAUCAUGAAAGUGACUGUACACACAAUGAUCAAUUUAACACAAUUAGAUAAGUGCUAUAUACAUAUAUGCAUGUAUAUUACAAAAAAUGAAUAAAUAAACACUUACGAAUAAGGAGUUUACAGCAGUUUAUUCAUUUUAUGUAUACAGAAU